GGAGAAAAACCCAAACAGAAAGAUUUAAAUAAAAAAAGAGCCAAGGAAUAUUUCACCUGCACUCAGUGUGGAAAAAGUUUUACAAACAAACGUACUCUUGACCUUCACAUGAGAGUUCACACUGGAGAGAAACUGUUCACAUGUGAUCAGUGCGGGAAGAGUUUCACACAAUCAUCAAGCCUUAAGAUUCACAUGAACAUCCACACUGGAGAGAAACCGUGCACAUGUGAUCAGUGCCGGAAGAGUUUCACACACGCAUCAACUCUUAAGAAUCACAUGAACAUCCACACUGGAGAGAAACCGUGCACAUGUGAUCAGUGCCGGAAGAGUUUCACACACGCAUCAACUCUUAAGAAUCACAUGAACAUCCACACUGGAGAGAAACCGUGCACAUGUGAUCAGUGCCGGAAGAGUUUCACACACGCAUCAACUCUUAAGAAUCACAUGAACAUCCACACUGGAGAGAAACCGUGCACAUGUGAUCAGUGCCGGAAGAGUUUCACACACGCAUCAACUCUUAAGAAUCACAUGAACAUCCACACUGGAGGGAAACCGUACACAUGUGAUCAAUGUGGGAAGAGUUUCACACACUCAUCAACUCUUAAGAAUCACAUGAACAUCCACACUGGAGAGAAACCGUACACAUGUGAUCAGUGCGGGAAGAGUUUCAUACAAAAAGGACAACUUUCAGCACAUACGAGAGUUCAUACUGGAGAGAAACCAUUCACUUGUGAUCAGUGCGGGAAGAGUUUCACAAAAUCAGCAAAUCUUAAGGAUCACAUGAACAUCCACACUGGAGAGAAACCGUACACAUGCGAUCAAUGUGGCAAAACGUUUUUGUGGGCUUCAGUCCUGAAGAAACACCUGACGGUUCAUACAAAGGAGAAGCCACAUUCAUGUUAUUUAUGUGGAAAGGGCUUUUCAUGUCUACAAAAUUUGGAAAUACAUCAGAAAAUACAUACUGGUGUGAGAGAUUACAUGUGCUUUGAGUGUGAAAAGACUUUUAUUUCAGCAAACUGUUUAAAACAGCACCAGAGGAUUCACUCUGGAGAAAAACUUUACAAGUGUUCACACUGUGACAAGAGAUUCAGUCAGUCAGGAAGCCUGAAAACACAUGAGAGGAUUCACACUGGAGAGAAACCUUACAAGUGUCCACACUGUGACAAGAGAUUCAUUCAGGUAUCACAUCUGAAAAUACAUGAGAGGAUCCACACUGGAGAGAGACCGUACAAGUGUUCACACUGUGACAAGAGAUUCAGACGGUCAGAACACCUAAAAAUACAUGAGAGGAUUCACACUGGAGUCAAAUUUUAUAUGUGACCCUGGACCACAAAACCAGUCAUAA
Sinocyclocheilus grahami is the source of this 1345-nucleotide messenger RNA. RefSeq names its product zinc finger protein 271-like. The transcript has a single exon. Gene Ontology annotation, molecular function: DNA-binding transcription factor activity, RNA polymerase II-specific; RNA polymerase II cis-regulatory region sequence-specific DNA binding. Gene Ontology annotation, biological process: regulation of transcription by RNA polymerase II. The record is from RefSeq and is a predicted model, not a curated record. Bases 109 to 1320 code for a protein of 403 amino acids. Lineage: Eukaryota; Metazoa; Chordata; Actinopteri; Cypriniformes; Cyprinidae.